Thamnophis sirtalis is the source of this 516-nucleotide messenger RNA. RefSeq names its product transmembrane protein 208 (gene TMEM208). The record is from RefSeq and is a predicted model, not a curated record. Gene Ontology annotation, cellular component: intracellular membrane-bounded organelle. Lineage: Eukaryota; Metazoa; Chordata; Lepidosauria; Squamata; Natricidae. Gene Ontology annotation, biological process: vacuolar protein processing.
CCGCGCCGGAAGCCUCGCUGGUGGUGAGUUGGUGGUGGACUUGCCUGCGUGCCCUGUAAGACUGGCCGGGGAGUCGCCAUGGCGCCCAAAGGAAAGGUAGGAACUAAAGGCAAAAAGCAGAUAUUUGAAGAAAACAAGGAUACGCUCAAGUUCUACCUACGAAUCAUCCUGGGGGCGAAUGCCAUUUACGGAAUUGUCAACCUUGGGGUCUUCUACAUAACAGCCACCAUUUGGACAUGGGUUGCCUUUGUGUUCAGCUUGAUGGUCUAUGGGGCCAGCUACCAAUCCAUGAGGUCAAUGGCCAAGCCUACUUUUGGAGAGGGCGGCAGCCUCGCCGAUGGCGGGAUUGAUCUGAAUAUGGAGCAGGGAAUGGCAGAGUGAGUGUCAACACUACCUAAGUCCAGGUGAGCAGAUCCUGCUGCCUGAGCGCAUACGUAGUUUUCCUUCAUAGCUGUUCUGACCUAGGCUUCCCCCAAAAGCCGAGUCCUGGUCCCAACCAAACCCCUUUUAUUAAAU